AUGGAGAAUGGCUCCCCCCUUCAGACCACCGAACCCGCUGGAUCACGAACAGAAGACUUGCGACAGCGACAGCGGGAUCGUCUUUCGCCGCGAGGUCGAUUCGGAAAAGCGAGCAGGAUUGCGACGACCGUCCCUGACAUGGAAGGGUCUCGGAAGGGUGGCAUUACGUUGUGGCCCGCACCGCGUGCCAAAGGCAUGGGAAGGACAUCGCCAGAUCUGGUGAGGAAGAAACAAUGGCAGGAGGGGUUGCAAAAGGAAAACAGCAUCAGUCGCCGGACGAAACGAGAGACGGAAGAUGGGAAACUCAGUGAAAUCACGCCUGACGGCGGUUCGGCUGGCCGCGAAGGACGACAGUUCACGGUUGCCAACGUCGGAAACAAUGGAAGGAUAUAUCUUCGUCCAACCAUUCGACCUGCGAAUCAGCGGUAUCCCCAGCCUCCAUUCGUCUUUCCCGUUACCCCACCAAGUACAGCAGGCCUUGAUGCGCUGGUAACCCAUCACGAAAGCGACGAGACGCCGCGCGAUAGUCUAUGGAACACGCCAACACGAACACCGUCAACGCCUCUAGACAAACCUCGAGACAACUAUUUCUCUGCGACGCAAUCGCCAACCCCCGUACCCGUCCAGCCUCCACGGCACAAGCGCGCUCGCUCAUACUCUACCGUCGACGAGCAACACGUGCCGGUCCGCGAUUCAGAUGUCGGUGCUUUUAGAGUAGUAAUUGAGAGGCCGGGCGAUCCAAAGCCCCCAGAAGCGAUCAUGGGGAUUCCAACGCUGGAAGUUCCCAUUCCGUCCUACAAGCUAGGUACGCCCAGAUUCAGCAUGCGCGGCACUGCCUUCUUGCGAGGUUCUUCGUACACCACGAACGACGACAUGCGCGCGAGCGUGUUCUCUCACAAGGAUUCCUCCCAAAGCGACCCAAACUCUCGACGUCCGACGCGGAUACUCUCAAGACGGCACUCAGAUGCCUCUCAUCGACCGCACUUCUCGAUCACAUCACCCGGCGCAACGAGUCCUUUCAAUUUACUCACCCCUACCUCAGGGGUAAUACGGCAGCGCACCCCUAUUGUGCCUGAGAUGUUUGACACUCUCACAUUCAAGCCUUCAUGCGACCACCCUUCAGUUGUGCGCUAUUCUAUGAGUGGCGGAAUUAGAGCAGCAACUCCCGCAAGAAUAGUUGCAGAAAUCACGUCCCCAACGUUCGUUGACUACGACCUGCUCUCAGAUUUCUUCUUGACAUUUCGCUCUUUCUUGGACACGACGGAUCUGCUUCACAUGCUCAUUGCUCGCCUGAAGUGGGCUCUAGCACGGGAAGAUGAAACGGGGACGGUAGUCAGGGUUCGGACUUUUGUGGCCAUACGACAUUGGAUACUGAACUAUUUCGUUGAUGACUAUGUCGUCGAUUACGACCUGCGCGUAACCUUCUGCGAGUUGCUCAACAACUUCGUGAACGAUCCCCUUUUUGUUCAUACCAAGGUCCCACUGAAGAUCCUCGGAGAGAUCAAAAAAUGUUGGCGAAGAGUAUGUGCACUGUAUUGGGAUGGCCCGGAAUUUGACACAGACCUGGGUUCUGAAGUCCCAAUCACACCCGGAGGAGUUGCUGGUUCCAGAGACCCAACCUUGGACCCAAGCUUCUGGGACGUUCAGCCAAACGGGCCUCCUCAGAUACAGGGAAUUAUCAAUCAAGACUUUGUUAAAAGGGAAUCUACGUCAGCAGAUGGACACAAGUAUUUCGCAGAUGUUUCGCGCGCCGGUUACCUCGAUUCCAUGAUGCAACCUCAUGUGGCGCCCGUGAUUUCCCAGACACCAUCGGACGAUUACCAGAAUCCUCCAUUAUCUCCCACCAGCGUUGUGAGCGAAGACUUUGUUUCUUGUUCAUUUCCCUCACGAAACCGUGUGGGUACAUCUCCACAGGCUGGUGCUCAUCCAGUAGCAGCUAGCUCCAUAUAUGACUCAGCUCCUCCUGUAGCAUUAACACCAAAGGCACUGACGGGGAAACGGGUUCGACCUACCCAUGUACACAAACGCAGCGGUAGUUUCUCAGACUCAUUUCGAGACCAUCGAACGUUAGAACAGCCGGUUCAGAAAGUUAUCUACAAGAGUACAGAGCUCUUUCUGGCCCAUCCUCACGCGGGAAGCCUCGUACGGGGAAACUGCCUCCCGCCAGGACAGGCCUUUGUAGAGAUGGUUGCACCAAGCACUCCCUCACGCGAUACUACAAUGUUUUCUGCGCAGCCUCACCUGAAAGGGCCGUCAGCUAUGUCUGGUCCCGGCAUGAAGAAGCUCCUAGGCAGCGUCCGACGGGCUCUGAGCAACCGAACCGGACUUGGUCCAAUACCAAGUUCUUCACCUACCCAAGGAAGUUUUCCUCAUAUUCCACCGCUUGGCGUUCGAGGAGCUACGAUCAAUCGCUUACCCGGCACCGCUGUUGUGCCACAGGCGCGGUCUCGCAACACUGGGCUGAGAGUUCCUAUGCGAAUCGAUUUAUUAGGUGCCGAAAUUGCAGAGGACUUCAAGAAAGCUGUCCAGGAAGAACAGGAAGCAGAAGCUGCCCUUAAAAAGGCGCCCAGUGAAGCUGCAUCUCAUCACGUUAGUGGCCACAGCACAAGUAUUCAAUAUCCAUCCAUGGCUCCAGAUGCGACCCUCGAGGCACCGAGAUCUUCACGCCAGGACCUCGUUAGCGACGUGACUAACGGCAGUAAAUCCAUUGUGAUAGUCGACGAUACUCUUGCCUCGAGUAUCCCAGCAAUGACAGGCGCUUUGCCCACCAGCUCGUCGAUCGAUGACUUUUCAGAGCCCUACGUCCACCGUUCAGGUGGCCCGACUCCUCCAACAACUCCUCCGGACCUACCCCUCGGCACUCCCCGACGAUCAUCUCACUUACUAGGCAAUCAUACUGCAAAACGAUCACUCUCACUCGAGGAUGCAUCUUUUGUCCCAGGUUGGACCUUAUCACAAACCCAAAAGAGAAUGCCACCUCCUAUGCAGUUUGAGCGGCCUUCCGUGUUAGGGCCGAGUCGGUCGUUCAGAUCCAAAAAGUCAGUCUCCCUCCGACGCUACGCUUCUUUCCAUAGUGGAUAUACACGACACAGAAGCGAGAGGAGCUUUGAUGCUACAACCUUUUCAGACUCCGAGGCACGCAUGUCCCGCGAUAUUUCGCACGCGCCCUUACCUCUCCGAGUCCUUCGACGGCGUCCAGGAGGUGACUUGAGAGCAGUUACGAAUGUUGGGGACCUAACUACACAGCCUCUUAGACGACCUAUGUCUACCGGUUCGAUGACCAUGUACUCGGAUUCCGUCCGUAGCUCCUACCUCCUUGCGGAUGUGGAUUCGACUGCCUAUGUAAAUGUCACCAGUGACGACUUUGAACCCUCAGCACCUACCGGCCAAACCUACUCACUGGGGGCGCUCGCGGAGGCUCAACCAAAACAACGCAUAUCACUCUUUAGCACCCACUCCUCGCACCCCAUAAUGCGGCCAUCGUUCGAGAAGGAGGCUCAGAUGUUAGCACAAAUCCCGGACGACAUAGAUGAUGAUGGCGGCGUCGAGUCUGCAUUACUAAAGCUUGAAGGGAAAUACGAGCAGCGAAAAUCUGAUACAUCCAACAGCCAAUUUAGUGGCAUUGGGGACCGCGGGGAUAGCUUUGGUGCACGGCCCCUAGAUGUUAGCACUUUGGCACUAGAUGACGAAGAGGACGAGGAGGAAGAGCAACGACGGCAUAGACACGAACAUACUGUCGAAGCCGGUGUACAGCACUUACCAUCAUACUACCCGCAGCAGAGUUAUGGUAUCGAGGAGCUGAAACCAUCUGUAUAUCGACCUCGAGGCAUGGACUCUUAUCCGGCUGCCAUGUCACCACGGUCCGUAGAAUCCUACAAUUCCACCCCCCUUCUUGAGCGGGGGCUGUCCGAACAUGGCAUGGUGAAGAGAUCAACCAGGAACUGGUCUGAACAAUCCAUAUUUCGCGGGCCGAGCACGGAGAAGAUGGCUGGGAACGAGCACACACCGGAUUCAUCUCAUGUGAAUUCUUUUGACUUCAUUGAUGACAGUGAUAGCUUGAGAAGAAUUCCUGUCGGGCAUACGAUGCCACAGCACCAGAGUAUGGAUCACUCUUUCUUAAACAGCGAGAGUGAUGACCGUAGCGACUUGUCCUCAGAGCUGUCUUUGGAGGUCAUCUCACGAAUUGAAUUGACGGAGCAAGAUUCUCCUUCCACUACUACGUUCCCACCAAUGCGACCUGGUACUGUCAUUAAAGAGUUAGCUCUUCCAUCCCACCCUCUUCGUCAUCCACCAUCACCACCUAUGACCUUGACUCAGGCUCUACAAUUACCUCCACAGUCCCCUCGCCAACCGUUCCGCCAAGAAAGGCAGCCAAAGCAAGGGCCGAGUAGCCUGCCUCCUACUCCCGAGUUUACCCCAACCGGGCAAGGCUAUGAAGAGGAUUACGAGGUUGAUCGGGGCGCUACACCGACUACAGAUCCAUUGCGUUCUCACAUGAUCCCGGAACCCUCCCGGAAAACAUCUGUCCAUUUGCCCUUUACGUUGGCUUUCGAUUCGCAAAUUCUUGCACAGCAGUUUACGUUGAUCGAGAAGGAUGCUCUGAAUGAAAUCGACUGGAAAGAUCUUAUUGAGAUGCGAUGGAAAUAUACUACCACGGAUUCUCGGUCGUGGGUCGACUUUUUACGAUCUUCGGAACCUCGCGGAGUUCAAGUUGUUAUUGCUCGCUUUAAUUUGAUGGUGAAAUGGGCGAUAUCAGAAUGCGUCCUAACCGAAAAUCUGGAGGAACGCGUGAGAACUGUGAUAAAAUACAUUCACAUCGCUGCCCAUUGUCGAAAGUAUAGGAAUUUCGCGACAAUGACACAGCUUACGAUGGCACUUACCACAAAAGACCUAUCAUGCCUCACUCGAACUUGGGCUCUUAUUCCCGAGGCAGACCGGCAAACGUUAAAACAGCUUGAGGAAUUAGUGACACCCACUGGGAACUUCCACAAUUUGAGAGCCGAGAUGGAAGGCGCCGGUGCUGAUCAAGGAUGCAUCCCCUUUGUCGGCAUCUAUACACAUGAUUUGCUUGUGAAUUCUGAGCGACCCAGCCAAAUUGCUAGCACCCCUACGACCGAGCCUUUAGUCAACUUUGAGAGGUGCCGAACAGACGCCACUAUUGUUAAAAAUCUUUUAAGGCUUCUUGAAGCUAGUCAACUCUACCGUUUUCUACCCAUCGAGGGAAUCACGGAGAGGUGUUUAUGGAUGGCAGCACUUACCGAUGACGAGAUAACCCGGUACGCACAGGCAAUCCAGGAGUAA
Glarea lozoyensis ATCC 20868 is the source of this 5301-nucleotide messenger RNA. Its product is annotated as Ras GEF. Gene Ontology annotation, cellular component: plasma membrane. Bases 1 to 5301 code for a protein of 1766 amino acids. The record is from RefSeq and is a predicted model, not a curated record. Gene Ontology annotation, molecular function: guanyl-nucleotide exchange factor activity. The transcript is spliced from 2 exons. Gene Ontology annotation, biological process: Ras protein signal transduction; positive regulation of GTPase activity. Lineage: Eukaryota; Fungi; Ascomycota; Leotiomycetes; Helotiales; Helotiaceae.